This is a messenger RNA of Dendronephthya gigantea, 1623 nucleotides long. RefSeq names its product pancreatic lipase-related protein 2-like. The record is from RefSeq and is a predicted model, not a curated record. The transcript has 8 exons. Gene Ontology annotation, biological process: lipid metabolic process. The coding region runs from base 33 to 1469 and encodes 478 amino acids. Gene Ontology annotation, molecular function: protein binding; lipase activity; carboxylic ester hydrolase activity. Lineage: Eukaryota; Metazoa; Cnidaria; Anthozoa; Malacalcyonacea; Nephtheidae.
GCGUCAGUUACGAGUAGUGUCAGUCAGGCAAUAUGCAGAUGGCAGGCUCAGUAAAGAUUCUUCUCUGCUUCUGGAUUGCAGUUUCCAUACCCACUACAGACGCAAGGAUCUGUUUUUCGAUGUACGGAUGUUUUGAAGUCAAUGAAUAUUUCAGUGUCAAAGAUGCUGCACUACCGUCUCAUCCGGAUGUAAUUCAAACUAAAUUCUACCUUUACACGAGUGAAAAUCCAAAAAAUGUUGAAGAGCUGAAGCUGGAUAAUGCCAGCUCCAUCACUACAUCAAAGUUUGAUCCAUCUCGUAAAACAAUUUUUAUCGUUCACGGUUUUGCCCAUCAUUCCCAGAAACCCUGGGUGAUUACGAUGAAGAAUGAAUUGUUGAAGCAAUAUUUGUGUAAUGUCAUCUGUGUUGACUGGAGGAAAGGAGCGUCGUAUCUUACCAUGUUUUAUUUAAGGGCUGUUGCAAAUGCUCGUCUUGUUGGUGCACAGAUUGCAUACCUUGUUCAAAUGUUGAAUGACGUCACUGGCGUACGUACUAAAUCAGUUCAUAUCAUUGGUCAUAGUUUGGGCGCUCAUAUAGCUGGUUAUGCUGGGAAAAGAUUAGCAAGAAAAGACCUGACCAUUGGGCGAAUUACAGGUCUGGAUCCAGCCAGACCUCAAUUUGAGGGAAGCCAUGCCGAGGCACGUCUUGAUAAAAGCGAUGCGACUUUUGUUGAUGUCAUUCACACCAAUUCCGCACCAUUUCUCCUCGGUGGUGCUGGGUACCGCGGUCGGAUCGGCCAUGUUGAUUUCUACCCUAACGGCGGAGAAUAUCAACCUGGAUGUGAGGGAUUAUUGAAAACGAUCUGGCGAAGUGGAAUUCUACAUGCGGCAACGUGCCAUCACAUGAGGGCAGUUGAAUAUUUCACUGCAUCAAUUAGAGAAGAAUGCUUGUUCCCAGCUUUUCCAUGCUCAAGUUGGAAUGACUUUAAAAAUGGAAAAUGUUUAAAGAAAUUCCGUGUCAGAGAUAUAUCACUGAUGGGCAUGCAAGCAGAACAAUGUAAUGAACAGGAAGAACCGAUGUAUCUAACAACAAUGUCCAAAUCACCUUUUUGUGUUUACAAUUAUGUGAUACUACUAUCGUUUUCGAGAAGCAAAAGAAAAUAUGAUGCUAUAUAUUUCCAAUUAAUUGGCAGUAAAGGCACAACGAAGAAGAAAAAGAUUCAAUUGGAAAGGGGGGCUGGGACAAAAUUAGAAAUGACUACGGAUGGUGAUGAUAUCGGAGAUUUGCUUAACGUAGAACUGUUGUACUAUGGCUUCAAUUCAUUUUAUAUCCACAAUGUCCGUGUGAAUAUUCUCCAUAGAAAUGAAAUUUAUGUUUCGUGUUUCGAUCAACUCAUUCGAAACAGUUUCUGGGUAUUCUGGAGUUUCUCUAAAGCAACAUACAAACGCAAGGCAUACGUCGGCGAAGAAUGCGGAACGACAUUUUUCUAAAUCAAACUAUUUUAUCACCAACACGAUGGUUUGAAAAUUGAAUUCGAGAAUGUAUAUAAUGCAACGACAUGCACUGAUGAAAUAUUAGUGCUAUUACUAUCGAAAGAUUUUUGUGCUGACUCUGAGCGCUGUAUUUAUCCUCACUUGCAUUAUG